GGAGUGUCCCGAGCGGGUCCCGGUGGGUGGCGAUCGGCUGUCAUGAUCUCUACAGCUCCGCUCUACAGCGGGGUGCACAACUGGACUGGCACUGACCGCAUUCGCAUGUGCGGCAUCAACGAAGAGAGGAGAGCACCUCUUUCUGAUGAGGAUUCCAAGACGGGCGGCUGUCAGCGAGUGGGGUCCCAGGAGUUUUGUGUCAGCAGCAGCCUUUCCAAGGUGGAGCUCCCGGCAGUUGGUGGUGGCAGCGGUGCCCGAGGGGCAGGUGCAGAUGGCAGCACAAAGGAGAAACCUGGGCUCAAGUCAGAGGAGAAGCCAUCGGACGGCCAACAAAAAAUGGACCACAUGGGAAACGUGGCCAAAGUUGACGGCGUCUCGGCCGCCCCGAUCGGCCCGGAAGACAGUAGAGGGCUGAAGCCUUCGGCCCCGGACGUUCCAGAGCAGGACCGCGGCAGUAGGACCGACGGCACCCCGGCUCCGGAGGCGCCCCAAGUUGACCGGCAGGCGGACCGCUCUCUCGCCCGGGUCGAGGCGUCGGUUAGCGAGCCCUCCGGGCCAGAGGAUUUGGAUUUGGGCCCACAAGGAGCAGGGGUCCCUGUGGACGGGGCGCUGCCCGGAACUCCCCCUGGCUCGAUCCCCCCUCCCGCCCCCUCCCCAGCUCUCGCUCCCACCCCGGCCCCUGCGCCCGCCCUCGCUCCCACCCCCGCCCCCUCUCCCGCUCCCACCCCCACCCCGAUCCCCGCCCCCUUCGGCUUGAAUCGCGUGUGUUUCCCCACAGCUCAGGUCCCCGCUAUGCAAAAAGCGCCCCUGCCCUUCCAGCCUGGGGCGGGCCUCACGCCGAGCCAGCCGCUGGUCUACAUCCCACCGCCCAGCUGCGGGCAGCCCCUGAGCGUGGCGACGCUGCCCGCCACACUGGGUGUCUCGUCCACCCUCACGCUGCCCAUGCUACCCUCGUACCUGCAGGAAAGGUGUCUCCCAAGUGUUCUUGCUUCCCCGGAGCUCCGCUCUUACCCUUAUACUUUCUCGGUGACCAGGCCGCUGGGUUCUGAUUCCAAGCUGGUCUCCGUGGAGGUGAAUCAGCUCUCCCGGGCCCCGCCGUCCAGCGGGCCCACCUGCCAGCCUCCCGCCGAGAGCGGCCCGGCCCCACCGGCCGACGGCGCGUCCCCCUCGCCUUCGGCCAAGCCCCUUUUGCCCCCGCAGCCGUCCCUGCCUGGCCCAGGUGGGGGCGCCGUCCAGUCGCACCCGACCAAGGCCCCGGGCAGCUCGGAGCAGCAUGGGGAGAGGGGCUCGGUGACGUUCUCCCCUCUCAAGUCACCCCCGCAACUAGAGCGGGAAAUGGUGUCCCCCCCCGAGUGCAAUGAGAUGCCCCUGGACCUCUCCUCUAAAUCCAAUCGCCAGAAGCUCCCGCCCCCAAACCAGCGCAAGACCCCACCCAUGCCCGUGUUGACUCCCGUGCACACCAGCGGCAAAGCACUUCUCACCACGGUCUUAUCCAAAUCCCAGCGCGCCGCCCAGGGGGCCGCUAGCAGCGUCACGUCGUGCCUGGGCCCCACGCCCCCCUAUGUCAUCUUCCCGGAGUUCCUGAGGAACGGCGACCCGAGUUCUUGGGUGAAAAACUCCACCGCUCUGAUCAGUACAAUCCCAGGCACCUACGUUGGGGUGGCCAACCCGGUGCCCGCUUCCGUCCUGCUGAACAAGGACCCGAGCACGGGCCUGAGCCGAGAUGCGCCGCACCUGCCCCGGCAGGAGCCCAUUUCCGUCAUCGAUCAGGGAGACCCCAAGGGCACCAGCCCUCCCUGUGGGAAGAAGGCCGGCCAGCCCGGCCCCGAGGGCCAGCAGGGCACGGCCAAGCGCUACCUGCAGGCCCGGAUCGCCCCGGGGGCCCCGCUGUGCCCGGCCAAGGAAGUCUCGGGAUGGAAUCCUCCCGGUCAAGGGAGCUUCUAUUCCCGGUGCCCGGUCAACGGGAAGCCCUCCGGCGCCCAGGCUUUGCCAGUGGGUUGGUCUCCGUAUCACCAGGCCUCCCUGUUCUCCAUCGGCAUCUCCGGCCCGGGGCAGCUCCCCUCGAAUCAGGGAGGGCCCCCCAAACCGUUGGGCGCCGCGGGAGAUUUCCCCAGCGUGCCCCCGGCCGGUGCCAGCGAGACGGCCCGCAGGAUCCCCGAGGGGCAGCUGAGGCCCAGUGGCUCAUUUCCCCUAGAGCAGGAUGCGGUCGCCAGGGGCAGGACCUGCAAGGCCAUGGGAAAGGCCUACGAAGAGCCGGUCAACGCCGUCUUGGGCCCAGGCCCCCCAACGGGCAGCCCCGCCCUGCCCCUUCCACCCAGUGGCGGUGGCGAGCUGAGAGGCCCGAAGGGGAAGGUGGAGAGCCCUUGCGGGAUGCAGGAGCGGGAGCAGCCGGCGGCGGGCAAUCCUUGCCAAGAGGGGGCCGCCCGGAACGCCCAAGGGGGCUGCGGCUCGAAGUUGGCCGUAGACGCCAAGCCCCAAAACAAAGUGCUGGCAUCCUACCUGGCUGCCCCGCAGGGCCUCCACAAACUGCCCGAGUUGCCUUUGCUACCUCCGGACGGCUCCCCGAAGGAACGGCUUUUGGAUGUGCCCCGCGAGCAGCAGAGCGGCAAGAAGAGGGCUGCCGGUCCGCUCCCUCCCCAGUGUGGGAACGAGGUAGACCUGGGCCGCGUGAAAAAGGAGAAGGUGGACGGGGACGCGGUGUUUGCCCCGACGGCCUGCCUCCGGGCCGAACGGUUCUCGGCCGCCCCCCAGAGAGGGCACGCCGAGGGCAGGGCCAAGAGCCAGGCCCGGAUCAAACAGGAGCCCGGUUUCCAGUGCAAAGGCAAGUGGCAGGCGGAGGAACUGAUCCAGCCUCCCCUGAAGAAAAUGAAAUGCAGCCGAGCCAGGGACGGAGACGACUCCCCCAACGGGUCAGGACACGGUCUUCACAGUCGCAAGUGGCGAAAGCAUCAUGGCGAACCGCGUGAAUCCAGCAAGAAAUCCAGCCGGGCGGGGAUAGUUACAGGGAAAGAACACAAUGGCGUGAGGGUCAAACACAAGCGGAAGAAACUGAUAAAGACAGAGCCUCCGUCCCCUGGCCGCCGAGACAGCCACGAAGAAGGCUUCCUUGAGAAGAAAGCCAAAAACAAUUUCCGUGACUUUAUCCCAGUGGUGCUGAGCAGUCGGACACGCAGUCAAUCCGGAAGCAUCUGUAGCCCCUUUGCGAGCAUGACAGAGCAUGACAUGGCCAGCCAAGAGCUCUUCCCCAUGCUAGAGGAGCGAGAGGAAGAGGCCUCGAAGCGUCAGAAGCUCCGGAAGGCCCACCGAGCCUCCAGAUACCGGGGCCGCCGCCCCAGAGACCGGUCCUCGACAGGAAGGGACGGUCACCACCUGCGGAGAAGCCGGCCGCUGCCCUGGAGAGCGGAGGCCGCUCGGCAGCUGUGGGACCCCAACGAGGAGGAAGAAGAGGAGGAAGGGCACGUCAAGAGAAAGAAGAGGAGGCGGCAAAAAAACCGGAAAUACCAGACCGGGGAGUACUUGACCGAAAGAGAGGAGGAAGAGCACGUUUCUUUCUGCCAGAGCCGACGGAAAAUUCGAGGAGAUUUCAAGUUUCGGAAGCAGAAGGGCAUCCUGGAUUCUGAGCUACACCCGAAGAGCAGACAUUCUUCAUCCUCCCGCAAGCCCCAGGAGAUCCCAGACUUCCCUAAUGGUUUCCUCGCUAAUCAUCCCGAAAAUUCAUCUUGCCACGAAGCUCUGGAAAAGCCAUCAGGAAAACGCAAGUGUAAAACCAAGCACCUGGCAGGAGUCUCUGAGGAGGAAAAGAUGAAAGGGCAGUGGAAUCAACUAAAGACACAUUCGCCCAAAUCCCCAUCUCCGGUGAAGCCAACAGACCGGUGGUCUCCGUACAAGUCCCGGUGGGUGGGGGCCGAGAACUCCGCCGACUCCCCAGGCGCUCUCCACGUCCCUCCGGAAGCCCGUCGGCUGAUUGUGAAUAAGAACGCUGGGGAGACUCUCUUGCAGCGGGCAGCCCGGCUUGGCUACAAGGACGUGGUGCUGUAUUGCCUGCAGAAAGAGAGCCGGGACGUAAAUCAUCGGGACAAUGCCGGCUACACAGCCCUGCAUGAGGCGUGUGCCCGGGGCUGGACGGACAUCUUAAACAUCCUUCUGGAGCACGGCGCCAACGUGAACUGCAGCGCCCAGGAUGGCACCAGGCCGGUCCAUGACGCGGUGGUUAAUGACAACCUGGAGACCAUCUGGCUCUUGCUGUCCUACGGUGCCGAUCCCACGCUGGCCACCUACUCAGGGCAGACGGCCAUGAAGCUGGCCAGCAGCGAGGUGAUGAAACGCUUCCUCAGUGAUCAUCUCUCUGACCUCCAGGGCCGGGCUGAGGGUGAUCCCCACGUGGCCUGGGACUUCUACAGCAGUUCCACACUGGAGGGGAAGGAUGGAAUCGGGUGCAACCUUCUUCUCAAUCCUCCGGGAAGCUCCGAUCAAGAGGAUGAACAGGAUUCAGACAACUUCAUGUUCGAAUUCUCAGACAAGCCACUGCUCCCGUGUUAUAAUCUUCAGGUGUCAGUGUCUCGUGGGCCCUGCAACUGGUUCCUGUUCUCCGACAUCCUGAAGAGGCUGAAGCUUUCCUCGCGGAUAUUUCAGGCUCGUUUCCCGCACUUUGAAGUGGCCACCUUGCCCAAGACGGAGUUCCACCGCCAGGUGUCCUCCAGCCAGCUGCUGCCGGCGCCGCCCCAGGCCGGGGGGCCCCCGGAGGGCCUGGAGCCCGGCCCUCUGGGCAGCGCGGACAGUGUGGAGCUGGUGAGGUCCGAACCAGAGCUGCUUCAGCUGCUGGGCUCAGAGGUUGAAUUUCAGGCCUGGAGCAGCUGACGGGAAGAGAACCCUCCAGGGCAGCAGACUGCAAUAUGAGGCAAUAAUACGGACCAACGAGAAGCAGCCUUAUCAGUGCCAGCUUUAGCGGCUGGGGGCUGGCCCGUCUCUGAAGCCGCGAGGAGGGUCGGAGGGGAUGGCGAGUGGCGGGCGGGCCGGGGGCUCCGCCUCG
Tachyglossus aculeatus (Australian echidna) is the source of this 5029-nucleotide messenger RNA. RefSeq names its product BCL6 corepressor like 1 (gene BCORL1). The record is from RefSeq and is a predicted model, not a curated record. Bases 43 to 4857 code for a protein of 1604 amino acids. Gene Ontology annotation, molecular function: protein binding; transcription corepressor activity. NCBI's taxonomy places the organism in Eukaryota, Metazoa, Chordata, Mammalia, Monotremata, Tachyglossidae. Gene Ontology annotation, biological process: negative regulation of transcription by RNA polymerase II. The transcript has 13 exons. Gene Ontology annotation, cellular component: nucleus.